This is a messenger RNA of Gorilla gorilla gorilla (western lowland gorilla), 3741 nucleotides long. It is a transcript of the gene CNOT9, whose product is annotated as CCR4-NOT transcription complex subunit 9. Gene Ontology annotation, biological process: mRNA catabolic process. Gene Ontology annotation, cellular component: CCR4-NOT complex. The record is from RefSeq and is a predicted model, not a curated record. The transcript is spliced from 8 exons. Lineage: Eukaryota; Metazoa; Chordata; Mammalia; Primates; Hominidae. Bases 112 to 888 code for a protein of 258 amino acids.
GGAGUCGGAUGGCGGCUACGGCGGCUCAUUAUUUUCCGCUGCAGGGGUGUUGAAGCGGGGACGCGGGUCGGACGCGUCCGGCUGUGGAAGAGAGCGGCGGCCGCUCACAACAUGCACAGCCUGGCGACGGCUGCGCCUGUGCCUACUACACUGGCACAAGUGGAUAGAGAAAAGAUCUAUCAGUGGAUCAAUGAGCUGUCCAGUCCUGAGACUAGGGAAAAUGCUUUGCUGGAGCUAAGUAAGAAGCGAGAAUCUGUUCCUGACCUUGCACCCAUGCUGUGGCAUUCAUUUGGUACUAUUGCAGCACUUUUACAGGAAAUUGUAAAUAUUUAUCCAUCUAUCAACCCACCCACCUUGACAGCACACCAGUCUAACAGAGUUUGCAAUGCUCUGGCAUUACUGCAAUGUGUAGCAUCACAUCCAGAAACCAGGUCAGCGUUUCUCGCAGCACACAUCCCACUUUUUUUGUACCCCUUUUUGCACACUGUCAGCAAAACACGUCCCUUUGAGUAUCUUCGGCUCACCAGCCUUGGAGUUAUUGGGGCCCUGGUGAAAACAGAUGAACAAGAAGUAAUCAACUUUUUAUUGACAACAGAAAUUAUCCCUUUAUGUUUGCGAAUUAUGGAAUCUGGAAGUGAACUUUCUAAAACAGUUGCCACAUUCAUCCUCCAGAAGAUCUUGUUAGAUGACACUGGUUUGGCUUAUAUAUGUCAGACGUAUGAGCGUUUCUCCCAUGUUGCCAUGAUCUUGGGUAAGAUGGUCCUGCAGCUAUCCAAAGAGCCUUCUGCCCGUCUGCUGAAGCAUGUAGUGAGAUGUUACCUUCGACUUUCAGAUAACCCCAGGUUUUCAGAUUUGACUUUCUGCUGGUCAUCUUUUCAAAGAAAAUGAAACGUUUAAAAGUUCAUCUGAUAAUACUGCUACCAUAGCUUUGUUUUCACUGCUCAUCUCUUAUUAAGGUUUUUAACCAUAAAACUGAAGCAAUUUCUGUAAAGACACAAAUUGAUAACUUAGUAUAGAAUUAAAAUUCAUUAAGUUAUAAGUUUGAUGAUAUCCUUGUUAAUGUACUGAUUUUUGAAUUAUUUUAUUUGCCAUAAUCCAUAUAUUUCUAACAUGAGUAUUUUGACAGUAUUUAAUAAAUCAGAAAGCUGUUUGAAUGGAAGUAAACUAUUGAACCUUUUAAUUUUGCUUUUUCAUGAAAUUCUACAUUGGGGCAUCAUUCAGAAAAUAUUUGUGGAUACAGAUUUUGGAGAUCUCUAAGCCUAUGCCUAAUAUAGCUUUAGAGAACUUUAAUGGCUUCUUAAGGAGCCAUAGAUUCACAGUAUUCUAAAUAUUUAUGUCUAAGAAGGGGGCUCUUCCCUGUCCACAAGAUGUGGGUUUAUUUGUUGGUCUCCCUGGUUGGUUUGUUUGUUUCUGAUGUAGGGCACGUGAAGCACUCAGACAGUGCCUCCCUGACCAGCUGAAAGACACAACCUUCGCCCAGGUGCUAAAAGAUGACACCACCACGAAACGCUGGCUUGCACAACUGGUGAAGAACCUGCAAGAGGGCCAGGUCACCGAUCCCCGGGGUAUCCCCCUGCCCCCUCAGUGAUCCUUCCCUGUUCCCUCCCACUACUCCCCCAAGUUGGGGAAAGGAGGGGGAACCUACGAGAAAAACAGCUCAGGUUUUAUCACCGACUGGGAAUAGACAACCUCAAUGCUGAACCGCACUGGAGAAAAGGGGCAAGAUACCCCUGCUGAGGUGUAUGGGCUGCCAUCUCAGGCUGUCUUGAGGACCUGGGCUCCGUCUGCUACUCCCAGGAAAUGGGCUCCUGACACAGCAGUCUGCCACCACAGCCCCAGGAGGGUGUCAACACCAGCAAAUGCUGUAUUUGCAGCAUGUCCAAGAUGACCCUUCUCCCCUACCUCUACCUAGCCACUGGCAGGGAGGGGAGACAGAGGUGAUAGCAGCAGCACUCUAGGCAUGGUGAACGCCUGGGACCAAGCCAUGUGGCGUUUUUUAUUUUGCCUUUCUGGAAGACUCAAGAUGUGUCUCUUCAUUCUCUCUCAGUAUUUGUUUACUUUGGUUUUUUUGUUUUUAAUCUCAGAGAGAGGUGUGUUUAGUGGGCACAAGCUGUAAUAUUCAGCAAAACUUUGUCGAUUGGCACUGUUUACAAGUCUGUUAGCUGCAUAAGCUCAAUAAAAAGUUGGUCUGGGCAUUACAUCCCCUCUGGCAGGCCAAUAGCUGCAUCAAGCUGUUGGGAGAAAUGGGAGGGCAGGGGAAAGAUGUAAAGCCAAAGGACAGCAGGAACCCACCACCUGUUUCCCUUCCUUCUCCCAUUCUACUCGCAGUCCGGAAUGCCACGAGGACCUUAACCUUGUUUCUGGCUUUAGCUGCUAGUUUUCCCAAAUCUCAGUGCUUUCCCUUUUUGAACUUCCCUUCUAUUAAACUUAAAACAGACGUCUUAAUUCAUCAGGCUGUCUUGGAAGGGUAUUGUAUUGGGAGACAAGGGGCGGUGGUGGACCUCACCUUCAAUCCAAGUUUUCAAAGAUAUUUUCUCGAUAACUCUAAAAGGGAGGUGCUUGGGAUUAAGGUGACAGUCCACUUGAUCCUUUUCUUUGUUUUAGUGUGAAUUUCAGCAGCUCCAUCUGUCUUCAUGAUUGUACUUGAGCAGUAUUAGCUGUAUGAGUUAAUUUUAUUCAGAUUGAAGAUGGAGGGCUGGGUUCUGCUCAGUCUUUUUUUUUUUUUUUUUUUUUUUUUGACCAUUCUCUUUUAGUCUAUGGGAAUUACAGGGUUGCCGCUAAAAUAUUCACUUGUUCAUAUCAUGUCAAAGAUUUCCUCUUCUCUGGAGCUUAGGUGGCUCUUCACAAUCCAUAGGCUUGAAUCUGCAACCUAGUGUAAACUGCCUUGCUUUCCCCAGUCUUUUCCCCUGCUAGCACCUGCUUUCUCAUCCCCAUCUCCAAUCAAAGAUGGGAUUGCUUAAUCCAACUCUGGAGAGGGACCAAGUCUUUUCUGCCCACAUCUCACACAAUUGAGGUGUCUGAACAAGCUUGGGGAGGGUCUAUAAGGGGCAGCCUCAAAAAAAAAAAAAAAACCCCAUUUGCAGAGGCAGUUUUGCCAACACAAGGGCUCUUUCAAGCCGACUUUCACAAAGAGAGCCGGACUUGUUAGUUGGCUUCUGUCUCUUUAGAGCCAAGAAAAUAGUAAUUAAGUGGCCUAGAUAUAGGAAGGGCAGAAUAAGCACUUACUCCCCCUGCCUUCCAAGAUGAAGAGGAGAAGCAGGCCAACCCUCAAUAAUUGCAAGCCUGAAGAGAAGUGAUCUUAGAGAAAGCAGAGAACAGAAUGGACUGGAUAGACAUCUUGACUCUAUUCAGUCUGUAGUCUGUGAUCUGGAGAGUCCAGUUAAGGUAACCCAGAUUUUUGACAACCGCCUUCCUGCUGAGCCAAAGUUUUCUCAUUACCCCUCCACUGGGGAAGCAGCUGAGGCCCAGGGCCUUGCUCCCUUGGAAAUUCUCUUCUCUCCAUCUUUCGGUGCAUUGGCCAUGUUACUGUGCCAAAGUGUCUUAAUUCUUGUCCCAUCUAUUCUCAGCUGGCCUUGGAACCCACAUAGGAGUUGGUGGGGGAGGGGUGGAAUGGGUAUUAUUCAUUGUAGUUGAUCCUGGUGUGUGUAUUAUAUAAAGAGACCCCUCCCCUUAUUUUGUGUAUUCCAUCCCUCUCCCUUAACAGGAUUGAAAUAAAACAUGCUUCUGUUUUUGUAAAUAUAA